AUGUCCGCUUCCACCUCGCGAGCCGAGAAUAUUUCCUCGGGAGCUGCCCCACGGGUCACGGUGACAUACUCUGCCUCUUACCCUUUAGUCAACUCAGACUUUCUGCAGAACAUCAUCUCUGUUCUCAGCUCACAGCUGCCCCUUCGCAAUUUGCACUGGAAGCCUACGAUUCCGGUGCAAAGCGGGUCGAACAUUACUCUGAGCGUGCCUGGUGCCGGAGAUGCCACGCCCGUGACCAGCACCACUCCGCUGACCGGCAGUAGUAGCAGUCUGCCCCAAUCCUCCUCAUCUGGCAUCCGCACCAUUCAAUCACUGCCAGUAGACCUCGAUCCCCUCUCAACGGCGCUGCAACGUGUGCGAAACAAUCCCGAGCUGCGAUAUGCUGUGAGCCAAAGUCUGCUCGAGCGGCCCUUCAGCCACCUCUACUUUGUGGCAUGUGACGACAAUGAGGCGUACCGUAACAGCAUCCGCAACGAUAUCAGAAGCUGGAUCAGCUCCCUUGGUCAUCUUCCCGUGCACCCAGCAGACGCUACACCAAGUGCGAACGCACCUUCAUCCAGGCCCGGCACGCCCAGAUCCUCAGUACACGAUAGCACAAAGGGUUCAUCCAACCUCGAAGAUGAUGCGAGCAGUGCAGCUGGACCAGAUUACCUCAUCGUUCUGCUCUCUCCAGAUCUGGGUAGUGCACAAGCGGCAGCACUCGCAACAGCUGCUGGGUCGUUGGGCAGAGGAGCGUCCCCAGCACCUGGUUCCGAACCCGAGAAGAAGACGGGACUCGGCAGAGUGUUUGGUGGGAGCAGCGCUGCGAGUAGAAGCAACGUGAUCGAGAAGAUCAGAGCGGACUUCAACUCUGGCAAGCGAGAGCGGUGAGUGGCUUCUGGAUUGGUCGGGCUAGGCGCUGGGUGAGCGAGCCCUCGUCCGGACCCAUGCGAAUGCCGUUCAGCAGAUCCCGCUGCCAGACGCCGCGGAAGCAGCAGGGAGCACAGUGGAGCCCAACGUCACUCUCUGUCCGACGCCCGACUGACACCGAAUUCUCUUCUGAUACGAUUUAGGGUUGUCCAGCUCACGCGACUGCCGCCGCAACAGCCAGCAAAUACUCCCAGCGGCGGAUACCAUGCCGACCCUACACUCUUUGCAGACCUUUUGAUGCGACUCAAAGAUUCAGCUAGCGCGACAUUCGACCGACUAGUGUCGCUGCAAGAGGAAGAGUGCAGGAGGGAGUUGAGGCACAGGGACUUUCCUGGUUGGAACAUCUGCAAAUGGGUAAGCAGCGUGGGAUGCUUGGCGAACACCUUUGAAGCUGUUGGGCUUCACAAAGAAGCACUCAGUCGGUACGACGAAGUAGAUGCUGCAUUCGAGCAGUGCUUAGCGACCGGCGCUACGCAGCACUUCAGAUCCAUGGGGGCUAUCACCAGCGGAGACGAUAGCGCACCUCUGCUUGACACAAGGAAGAAGCCAUACUACGACUUGAUUCGCAGGAGCGAGAUCAGCUUGUUUGAUUUCCGAUGCUACAUCUUCGCGCGAAGGGCCGCGCUGUUAGGCAAGCUGGGCAGAGUUGCGCAAGUGAUGCACGAGACGCCUGGCUUCGUGGAGAAUGUUGGGAGGAUGCUCAGUGCUGGAGAAGUGAGUAGCAUGUAUGCGCAUUGAGAUGGUCUGCGCCGCCCGACCUCGCCCUUCAGCUGAUGCAGGAGCACACACGCCAUGCAGCUCCUUCCACGUCACUUUGUCGAGUCGUGGACAUUCAGCUCAUCCAUAGAUGUGGUGGAGCAGUGUCAGGCAUGGCUGGUAGAGCGGGGAGAUAUUGCUGCACCUGGCAUGUCUGACGAGGUCAAUCUCAAGUACUUAGGGGACGAGGACUCGGACGCUAGGAAGAGCGCAAUGCUCGCAAGGCAGCGCCACAUCGAGUCGCAGCUCUCUGCGGCGUUCCAUGCAGCAAAAGCGCAGUUGUUGGAUCUGGCCAGAAGACAGUUGGACAUCAUUGGUAUGCACGUGGGCCACCUGCCUAGGGCUCUGCCAUUCCUCGCCUCGCUGCCUGACUAUGCGUCUACUGCAGCGCCAAAGGACAGAGACUUGCCUGCGCUACCAGACGAUGCCUAUGCGAAAGAUCAGCGAAUAACCAGAGACGAGCUCCUCCAGGCUAUCGAGGACCGUCAGCUCUUCGACGACCACCUCAUCUCCUUGACGGAGAGGACUGCAGCGUGCUGGAGCAACGCGUGCAUGCCCAAAAGGGUGCUUUCGAUGCAAGCAAGUCUUGCAAGUCUACAAUAGUGAGCGUUGUAUCAGGCGGAAAUUGUGAUCAUUGAACAGCGCUGACCUUGCCGGUCUCACGCAGCUAUCGGGAAAAGUACAGCGAAGCCUACGUCGCAUUCGGAAAACUCGCAGAUGCUCAUGCAGUCGAGAGGACUCCUAUCGAAGCGCACAUGCUAGCCAAGCAACUCGCGGCCCAUGCCCACCUCGAAAUGCCGCGAGACAAAGCCUGGGUCAACGUCGUCGUUGCACUGCUCAAGAGGCUGGCGGACGAGCGAGCGAAAGGCGCCUCUCUGCCCAUCUCGAGCAGAUCUGCGGUCAACGUGGCGAGCGGUAUUGCCUGGGACGACGAACGCGCGCUCUUUGCUGAGCUGCGCACGACGCCCUUUGAGCAAGAGCUCCCUGUCAGUCAUUUCUCGCCGCUCGUCGUCAAGGUCAACGCCACCUGGGCCUCUCAUAUUCCAGGCCAAGAUGGAUCGCAACUUUCUGUCCGAGUCACUUCUGCGACAGGCACUCAGGUGGAAGUCGACGAUAUCCGAGUAUGCUUGACCAGCGGCGAGAGGGAGAUGCUGUGGUUUACAAGCGGAUCGAGAAUGUUGGAGAAAGGUCACAACCACGUCAAGCUAUCGUGUCCCUCUUCAGCCCCUGGGAAGUAUAUUGUUGACGUCUGCCAGGUCAGGAUUGCCAAGAUCAUCUUUCAGUACACUGCCCCUCGUACGUGGCCGGGCGUGGUGAUCGUCGGCGUACCUGAAGACGGAGAAGCUCUGGACGCGAAGCUGGUCAUGCCUGACACUAUACGCAUAGACGAGCAAAGGCAUGCUAUUCUGGAAAUCAACACUGGCAGGAAUCAAGUCUCGAGAGCCGAGCUGCGACUCGCUUUAAGCCCGGUCGGCAGAGCUGCUGGUAUGAGCGCAAAUGCGAGGGUACUGGUUGGUGUCUCGGAGGGCCAUUUUAUCGAUGAGAGUGCUCGUGCAAUUAGUCGCUCUGAGACGCCUAAAUUGGAAGCGUCAGAGGACGGCACAGUACACGUCAGCAGCCUGUCAUCCAGAACAACGCACCGACUUCGCUUUCCGCUAUACGAGACGUCUGCCGCUACCGCUGGCACCCUGCACGUCGCCCUAUCUAUAGACUACUGGUCUGCGAAAAGUCAGCGGCCUCAGUCUAGACGCCAGUUUCGAAAAGAAGUCGCUCUCAGUGUGGCCUUGCCUCUCGGUGUCAACGUGCAAGACUACUUUCGAUCAGAUAGGCUGUACUCUAAAUUCUCCAUCACUGCUGGCACCAACUCCAAUUUGAGACUGGGCAAGGUGGACCUCAUCCACGCGGUAGAUGAGGACGAUGGGAAGCAAAAGGGACAGAUUGGCGAACGCAAGGGGUCUGAACAGAAGCACGUCAUCGAGAGACCUCCUUCGUCUGCUCCAGUUCUCCUUGACUCCCGUCAGCCUGCUAGCUACGUUUUCUCUAUCAAGAAGAAUACUGCCACAAAAGGUGGCUCAGCCCACAAAGGCGCCCCGACGAAGUUGCGUUUGAUGCUUCGAUAUCGCAGCAUCCAAGAAGAAGCGCAGCGUCUCUUGAUUCGGCUCCUUGAACAAGUGCUUGGAACGGCAGCCGACGGGCCUUCAUUACUCAGCGAAGGCCACAAGAGGUCACUGGAGCUCGCUAUGUGCCGAUUGGUGGACUUGGGCCUUGACGUGGCCGUGUAUUCCUUGACUGGCCAAAUACGAGCGGGACUUUUUGACGCAGACAUUUGGCGCAAAGCCGCAGAAAGAUGGGGCAUCGAUAGCUCGAGCAAGGAGGCGGACUUUGUCGUGAAGGUGGUGGAGAGUACUUUGCAAAAGGCGCUGGAAUGCGGACCGACCGACGCUUCUUCAGAAAGCGCUGCAGCUUUGCCAUGGAGGCUGCUUUCCAUACCCGUAGAUGUGCCUCAGGUGGACAUCGUCAACGCGGUCUCCAUAAAGGUGACGGAUGAAGGACCAUACUACGUCGGACAGCCGAUCAAGGCGACAUUAACAAUCUCCACAUCCUUCUCUUGGGGCGUCGACGCGGCGGACGCCAAGGCUUCUGCUGAAACGCUUCAAGUCGACGAAUUUCAAGAUGCUCGAUCAGAGGCAGGCUCUGAUCUCACCGUCGGGAUCGGCGGUACUCAAGCGCCUUCUAGGAGUCCUUCGCCUGCUCCUACAAGUCACGGCCGAGCAGCUUUAGCUGGAAAAGGUCAAAGUCAGCGACUCAUGUACGACGUUGCUGCAGACUUCGACUCUUGGCUCGCUAGCGGCGCCAAACGACAUGCUUUCGAAGUUAGCACCUCGGACGUGCAAGGCACCGGAGCUGCCCCGGCACACGAGUUCGAGCUAGCACUGAUUCCUCUCCGCCACGGCUCUCUGCUUUUGCCGACUGUCAAUGUCUGGGCUUUAGCCUCCAAAGGUGCUCUCUCAGACCUCAAGAAAUCGCAGUCGAAAGGUAUUUCGGCCACAGACCAGCAGGAUCGGCAGCGUCAUUUGGGCUCGGAUUCGGAGUCAGAUAUGGACAUCGAUCCAGUGGAAGAUGAGCUGGAGGAACAGCGCCUCAUCGAGCUAGGCCACAUCGUCGUGCCUAGCUGCGCUACACAUCAGAUCAACGCUGCCGAGCACGUCGAGGUGUUAGCAAUCGACAACAUUUCGACGGCUGGGCGGGGAGCUUUGCCCCUCUGA
Messenger RNA from Ceraceosorus bombacis, 4931 nucleotides. Lineage: Eukaryota; Fungi; Basidiomycota; Exobasidiomycetes; Ceraceosorales; Ceraceosoraceae. The record is from the annotation of a GenBank genome assembly.